Molecule: messenger RNA, 3809 nt
Organism: Trichosurus vulpecula (common brushtail)
Lineage: Eukaryota; Metazoa; Chordata; Mammalia; Diprotodontia; Phalangeridae
Gene: TPCN2
Product: two pore segment channel 2
Exons: 27
Coding region: 1-2589 (862 amino acids)
Biological process (GO): transmembrane transport; monoatomic ion transport
Cellular component (GO): lysosomal membrane
Molecular function (GO): voltage-gated channel activity; monoatomic ion channel activity
Source: RefSeq, a predicted model, not a curated record
AUGCUGAGUGGUUCCUCCGAUGCUUCCUCAAGCAGAGAGGUGACCCUCAACCCCUGGAGGCUGUACCAGUGGGUCACCAGCCCUGCUUCUAGCCAGUGUUCAGAGUUCUCCCUCUGGGGCCAGGCAGAAGGCAGUGAAUCCCACUUCAUGUGGCACCCCCUGCCCCAACUGAGCAAUCAGAAGAAGGGGCUGAAGGUGGGUGGAGAAGGCCAGGUGGCAGCUGCUGGGCCAAGGCAAGACCCCGCCUGGGUGCCCAUGAAGUCCGUCUGCCUUGGGCUGCAGGUGCCAGAGCUCCCACCAGGUGCACGAGAAGGCCUCCUCAUCACACAGGGAUGGUGGCAGAUAGCGGAAAGGGCACAGUGUGGCGUGCAGAGACACUGGGGCUUAAACCCUGGCUCGGGCACUUCCUGGCUGGGGGUGGGCCCUGUCGCAGCUUCAGUUUCCUUCGCUGACGCCCGCCGGGAUCUUUGCAUCAGCCAGGCCGCGGUGCUCAUCGAGGAUGCCAUCCAGUACCGGUCCAUCAAUCACCGCAUGGACCCCACAUCGCUGGCGCUGUACCGAUGGCAUUACUCACGCAUCUGCCAGGGGGUUCUGACUUUCACCAUUUUCCUGAUCCUGUCUCUGGCCUUCAUCGAGAUCCCUUCUUCCCUCACGGUCACCUCAGACGUCCGCUACCGCCAGGCGCCCUGGGAGCCUCCGUGCGGUCUGACCGAGAGCAUUGAGGCGCUCUGCUUUCUGGUGUUCAUAGCCGAUGUGUCCAUGAAGAGCUAUUUGAUUGGCUGGAGAGAAUUUCUGAAGAACCCCUGGCUGUUGGCUUACAUCGUGGCCCUGGCGGUGUCUCUGGCCGACUGGACCGUGUCCCUGAGCUUCGGCUGUCGGGAGACGGUUCGAAUCCGCCGGCUUGUACGGCCCUUCUUCCUCCUCCAGAACUCCUCCAUGAUGAAGAAGACGCUGAAGUGCAUCAAACGGACGCUGCCCGAGAUGGCCAGCGUGGCGCUGCUGCUGGCCGCACACCUGUUCCUCUUCACGAUGUUGGGGAUGCUGCUCUUCAUGCGGGAAAAGGACGACCAGAAGGACCGGGAGCGGCGGCUGUAUUUUCGGAACUUGCCGGAGUCGCUGACUUCUCUUCUGGUGCUGCUGACCACGGCCAACAAUCCUGAUGUGAUGAUUCCUGCCUAUUCCAAGAACCGGGCCUAUUCCAUCUUCUUCAUCGUCUUCACUGUGAUAGGAAGUUUGUUUCUGAUGAACCUGCUGACCGCCAUCAUCUACAACCAGUUCAGGGGCUACCUCAUGGAAUCAAUCCAGGCCUCACUCUUUAGAAGGCGACUGGGGAUCCGAGCAGCCUUCGAAGUCCUCUGCUCCCUGGAAGGAGCAGAAAUCCAUCCUCUGGUAGUCGGAGUUAAGCCAGAAACGUUCCUCCAGGUGAUACAGAAAGUGAAAAUGGACCUUUACUGCAAGGAAGCAGUCAUCCAGAUUGUUGGAUCCCAUGCUGACGGAUUGAUGUCGGCUGAUCAGUUCCAGAGUGUCUUCGAUGAGCUGGACAAAGACGCGAUUAAGGAGCAUCCCCCGCGGCCUGAGUACGAUUCCACUGUCCUGCAGCGGGCCCAGUCUAUCUUUGGCCAUCGCUAUUUUGACUACUUGGGGAACUUAGUCGCCUUUGGAAACAUCGUUUCCAUCUGUGUGUUCUUGGUGAUAGACGCAGACAAGUUGCCCGGCGAGCGGGAUGACUUCAUUUUGGGGGUCCUGAAUUGUUUCUUCAUUCUCUACUAUGUGCUGGAGAUGCUGCUGAAGGUGUUUGCGCUGGGCCUGAAAGGCUACGUCUGGUUUUUCAGCAACAUCUUUGAUGGAGUUCUCACUGUGAUCCUGCUGGUUUUGGAGAUCUCCAGUCUUGCCGUGUACCGGUUUCCUCAUCCGGGCUGGAAGCCUGAGGUUCUGGGCCUCCUGUCUCUGUGGGACAUGGCUAGGCUGGUGAAUAUGUUCAUCGUGUUUCGGUUCUUAAGGAUCAUCCCGAAUAUGAAGCUGAUGUCCUUGGUGGCUGGAACCCUCCUGGACUUGGUCAGAAACAUGAGGGCCUUUGCAGGGAUCCUGGUGGUGGUUUACUAUGUCUUUGCCAUCGUUGGGAUCAGCCUGUUCCAAGGAGCCUUUGGAUCCCCUCCGGGAAACAACAGCCUGGUCUAUGCCAACAACACUGCGCCAUGUGGUACCUUUGAGCAGCUGGAGUACUGGCCCAAUAACUUUGAUGACUUUGCGGCCGCCCUGGUGACUCUCUGGGACGUGAUGGUCGUCAAUAACUGGCAGGUUUUCCUGGAUGUGUACACGCGGUACUCCAGCCCGUGGUCGAAGCUGUACUUUGUGGCCUGGUGGCUGGUGUCCUCCGUCAUCUGGAUGAACCUGUUCGUGGCUCUGAUUCUGGAGAACUUCAUUCACAAGUGGGACCGCCGAGGCCAGCAGCAGUCCAUCCCUGGCACGUGCCAGGCUCCGUACCAGAUGACGGUGGAGCUUAUGUUCAGGGAUGUCUUGGAGGAGCCGACGGAAGAAGAAUUGGUGGAGAAGUUGACACAGCAUCCUCACCUACACCUCUGUAGGUGACGGAGGUGUCCCGUGCCCACGUCCUCAGCCCGGGAAUGGACGUACCAGGAAGACCUGCAGAGUGAUGUCAUGGUCUCCGAUGUCACCUGUGGGGCCCUUGCAAGGGAGGGAGAGAGAGGACUGGGUUCCUUAGAAUUGUUUUCAUUUUGCAAACCACUCAUGCCCAUCUGUAUGGAGGGAGGAGCAGCUGCCCUGUGCUGUGAGGACCACUGACAAUGUGAAUGUUGGUGUGGACUUUGGCUCCGGACCCCGACUGACCAUGAGACCCUUUCCUUCUGCCGCUGGUGGGCUUCUAAGCUGUCAGAAUGACACCGUGGAGUUUUACCUCACAGGCCCUUAGGAGGGCAAAGGGCUGGAGUAGCCAGAGGGUGAGAGGCCAGGACUGUGGCUGAUCUCCCCCAGUGCCUUGGGGGGCUCUGGGGGGAGUCCUGGCUUUUUAUAUGCAGAUGAACCAGAUUUAUUUUUUAGCCUGAAUGAUGAUGCCAGCCGUGCUGUGCCUACUUUAAGGGAGGGAGGUGGCAAUCUGCCCGCCUUUCUGGGGAGACCUGGCCCAGAUGGGACAGUCCUUCCAAGGAAGGCAUCUCCUGUGUGGACCUUGGCCCAUGAGCUCAGGGGGAGCAGGGCAUGGCUCAGCCUUGGCAGACAGGCCUGCCUGUCACAUAGCUCAGUGUGACCGUGGAUUGGGAUUGGUGACUUAUUUCAGUCUCCUCUCCCUCCACCCACUUCCCCACCCUGACAUGUGCUAAGUGUAGGUCAAAUCUAUUAUAGGAGAAAGUCGGAUGUGUUCGUUGGCGUUUCUGUUGUAGCCUGUACAGGACCCUUCCUCUUCUUCCCCUCUUAGAAAUAGUACGUGGAGUUUGAAGGUGUGAGAAACCCAGAGCGCUCCGGGUCCAGUGCCUAGGCUGAAGAGGCACACUGCUGGUGUGCGGGGUGGGAUGCAGAAGGCUCCUAGGAAAGCUGUUCCUUCCCGUCCCCACAGAGCCGACAUCCUGCAGCAGGUGCAAAGGGAGCAGGCUGUUUGCCGGGUGACCCGCAUCGGGGGAUGGAGGGCUUUGUCAUCUGUUCUCUUCUCUGCAGGCACAUCCCUUACUUCUUCCUUCUGCAGUGCCAUUGCGUGGUGAGCGCUACGAACCAUAGCCAGUGCUUUCUGGAAAUUACUCUUCCCAUUGAAUGUGCCUUUCUAACAAAGAGCAUUUAAGUAAAACCAACUGGGGCAGCCA